Messenger RNA from Amoebophrya sp. A120, 6230 nucleotides. NCBI's taxonomy places the organism in Eukaryota, Dinophyceae, Syndiniales, Amoebophryaceae. The record is from the annotation of a GenBank genome assembly.
GCUCGGGAAAAAACGAAAAGUAAAACAGCUGCUAUGUUGGAUCCGAGUUUGUGUUUAUCGUUUGUUUCUAUUCGUAUUCGCGAAGGCAUGAGGAAAUUGUGCUGUUUUGCAUUAGGGCGGGAGGGAGGAGGGAGCUUUACGACUUGAACAAGCGCACGCAAAGUCGUGUUUUAUUUGAUAAAUAAAUGCACAUUUAUCGCACUGUGCCGCCCUGGAUGGAUUUUAUUUACGACGAAAAGUCACCGACACCGUGGUGAUUUCGAGUUUUCUUUUUUCUCUGUGACAUUUCCGCCCUACAUGCCAGGUUGCUUCUUCCCGUGAUCGCACUUUGCGAGUACCCGUCGCAGCCUGCUGUUCCCUACAAGGUGCACAGUAGAGAUGAAGAAGCUGAAAAAGGGAAGCCUGAAAAUCAAAGACGAAGGCGAGCUCGCCAACAACAAGAAGGUAUGUCGUAUAGUACACCGUUUCGCGUUGAAGCUUACGCGGAUGGGCCUGCUUAAGCAGGUGUCUGCGACGAGGCUGAAGCUAGAAAAGCAUUUGCGAAAACAUCACAGUCCUCAACAUACGGCAGCCCAUUGAUUGCUUCCUAUAGAUAUUCCGAGGGUGUGGAUUCUUUGCAGAAGACAUUUUGGGUCUUUCUGUGGUUUCCCCUGAAAUUUUUGAUCACAGCUCGACCUCCAAAACAGGCGGCUCCGCCACCGGAGAAGGAGCACGAAGUCGAGGUAUAUAUACCGAAAAAGAAGAAGAGCAAGAAGCAGGAGGUGGCGCAGCUCGAGUUUAAUGACCAGAAAAAGCAAAGCCCCAACUUCAACCUGGUACCGGGUGAACUCGAACAGGACGAUGGAAAGAACGAGGAGAAGGCAACUCACGACAACCCAAAGAACGUAUUUUUGCUUUGUGUAAAUCGCAGCUUAUGUUUACAACGGUUAUGUUCGCCCUGGACUCGAGUUUACAACCUCAUCUUCGCCUUGGAAAUGCUGGGUUCUUAGCCGCAGCUACGUGUACGCUUUAAAGAUAGAGUCUGAGCUGCGUUUCAUCACAAUCAAGGUUUUUCAUUCUUGUUGCCACCUUGAUUCACAAACACGUCUUAGCGCUAAUAUGCUAUAUUGAGCAUAAAAAAACUUUGACUUUUGAUUCGUACAUUCACACAACUUGCACAACAGGCGGACUCUCGUUCACCUUUGUUGCUACAGAAGUCCACGAAGAAGCGCAAGAACGUGGACGAUGAGGACCACGUCAGCGAGAACUACGAUGCUAACGACAAGGGGAACGAGGAUGCCGACGACUUCCAACAGAAAAAGAAGAAGAAGGCGAAGCCGGAGGCUAUCGUGGCCAAGUUCGAGGAGAAGUUCGCCAAAGAUUUCAAGCUCAGCCAGAUUCCAAAGGGGCAAACAUUCAGCAGCUGCAUAGGUUGGUCUCCCUUCGAAGAAAAAGGCGACGGCUUCGGGGCGAACAAGUCCACACUAAGAAAACUGCAGAAAGAGCUGGGGAAGGCCGCAGGUGAAGUCGGUAGGAAAGCGCUCACGUUGAAGAAGGCCCUCGCAGUCGUCUCGCCGAUCCUCCAGUCGCACUCGCUUCGCUGCGGCGAACAGAAAGCGGAAAAAAAGUCGGACGCCAACGAAAAGCUGCGCCAAACUAUGUUUGUGAGAGAGUUUUUUCUUCCCAAGGGGGCGAAGAUCGUCGUCAUCGGACGGGGUGCCGAUAAGUCAGUCGCGUUUUGCGAGGUGGCGGAGGGUAUCGAGUGCAAAUAUGUCUGGGGUUGCUGGAUGGAUGCAGAUAAGUGCUCGCCAUGUUCUUUUCGCAUGAGCCUAACCCGGAAGGUCUGCCAUGUAUGUUGCAGGCCCCGUCCUAGAGUCAAAAGUCUACUCGAGAAGGGGCCUCAGUGCUUAACUAUCAGCAAGGCAGAUCCCUUCUGUCGGUGCCAAGAAGUGGACACUUUUUGCUGUCCGCGCAGGAUAGAUUCUUGUGUGUAGUUCUUGAGAUACGCGUCACAAGUUUGCGCCACCUUUCCAUACCCAGACAUAUUUGCAUUGGAUAGACGAGGAAUGCGGAAUCGAGCUGUACUAUCAUGUGCAAAAGUAUCGCGCUCGUAGUAAUUUUUGCAGUCAUGCGUUUGCAAAUCUUUUUCUUAAGGAUUACUCAUGCGUUUGCAAAUCUUUUUCUUGAGGUAGACUAUUUGCGAGGAAGUUUGUAAAUGCAUUUAUUUUUUUUAUACGAGAACGAGGACGAUACUCUUGCAAUGCAUAUGCACUCCGGCAAAGCACGGGCAGGCCAAGGAGGGCCGGGCAACGAGGGGGGUGGGAGUUUUCGCCUAUGGUGUUGCUCUGAAGCGCUACGCUUUCAACUGUUAACGCAUCUCCAUGAGUUUGCUCCUGUGAUGCAAAAAUAGCAAAGCCGAAGGGGAAGAUCUUGCAGCUACUCUCGCGCCACAAACUCAGCGCAGAAAUCCAUGUUGUUUAGCCCUUCGAGAAUCAUCUGCCAUGCGAAAAAGCUUCGUCGUGUCGUGUCGAUAUCGAGGUUGAUUUUGCAGGACAAGUCACUUAACAGUUGAGAAUGUAAGGCCUGAGAACCCCAUAUCGCUGCUACAAGUAUUGCUUAACGCUGAAGGUCAUCAACGUGCUCAAUAAAAAGGACUUUUUCGAUCAUGGCGAAAAGAUCACGAUGAGCACCAGCUGCCACGUGAACUCGGAGACAAUGCGGAAAAAGAUUCUGGGCGCCUACGCAGGCACGGUUGCGAAAACAAACCGAGAGGAGGUUAACAAGGCGAAAAAGGUGCGGCGUGUGCUUUUGCUAGUAGUUCCAUGGCUACUUUUCGACUUACAGACUUGGCUUGUUGGUGUUCCAUUGGUCGGCAUUUUGUUUGCGCAAGAAGCGCAAGGGCUCGCGUGCUUUAUGGAUACACAAAGCACAUACAAGCCCAGCAAGUUGCGCGAGCUCUAUCAGGACGAGCGUCACGCAUCUACAUCUGACUGGACUUCAAUAAUCACCACAACACCGACAGGUAAUGAAAAAAGACGACAGCAUCGAGGAGGUGGAGGCGCCACAAGUCAAAAAACGAAAAAUCCAGCAGAAACACGACACGGCUCUGCCAGCGGCAGGGGGGGACGACGAAGAUGCUGGAGUUGAUGGUGGAGGGCAUACGCGAACCAAGAAAGGCAACAAGAACCAGAAAGAGGCGAAGUCCUACACUACGUCCUGCAAAAAGUCUUUCGUGACUUAUGCUCGUGCAAAAUUUUCUGCCUCCUAUAGACUCAGCAGACAGAAAUUCCAUGCAGCGCUGCAUGUUAGAGUCGUUUUGGUUUAUUUAUUUGCGCGACGCAUGUGAGUUCGCGGCCAGUCGAAGACCACAGGGGUAGAGUUUCACCUGGUCUUUUGCCAGAAUUAUAAUCCUUUUCUCCGUGCUCUCAUCUUUGCGUUUCGUCCCAAGUACGGGGAAGUGGCAAUGACAGAAUUGCAAGUACGAAGUUCAUGACAUUACAGAGUACGGGGAAAUGGCAAUUUGCACCAUUCGAUUCACAAUUAUGAUUUAGAUAGUAAACUUGUCUUGUAUGGAAGUGGUUGCUACUAUCCUUUGCGUUGAAAUAGGGGGUGGAAAGCCUUGCAAUGCAUAACCUGACCGGCAUUCUCGCCAAUCCUUUUGGUGUCGCAAUCACUGGCAAAGGGAGCCAGGGAGGUUUAAACCUGGUAUUAAAUAGUUGCUUGAGUUUGAUUUGUUGUCAGGGUUUGUGUCUUCAUCUCUGGUUGGCAAGAACACUUUCGUGAUCUUCACAACCAAAAGUUUACCACCGAGUUUUCUUUUCAUCUUCGAGUAGUCUACCUGCUAACGCAAGAGAAACCAAUCGUGUUGUUUCUCUUUCUCCUCAUUGAAGAAUCCAAGUGACCGCUAUUCGCGAAAAAAGGUGAAAAAACAAGGCGGAGCGGUGGAGUCCGUGGAAGGCAAAAAAAAGUUAUCAAAUGCAAAAAUGUCUGGGUCUGGAACAAAGCCACUUGUCAUGCUAGAUCUGAAUCAUGUAAAAAUCUGUGUUGCAUGAUUACCAAAAGCUGUUCACUUUUGACCGAAUCGAGAGUCAGUUUCUCAUGCAGGAUAGGCAUGAUAUAACUCGCACUGAAUCUGUCAUGCUAUGUCCUACAUACCAGACCUCAUGAGUCAUGGAAAACCUGCAUGACAAGUCUGGCAUUCUUCCAGACCCAGACAUUUUUGCAGUUGAUAAAAGUCCGCGGAAGGCAACAAAGUGGCUGCUCCGACCUCCAGUUCGUUGCCGAAGCACCAGGCUAUUGUCGCAAAUGAAAAACUACCCGUGGCGGAACUCAGGGCUGCCUCUUCGGUUCCGGCGUCGAAAGGACCAUCCUACACUCCGGGACACUAUCCAUUGCAAAUAUUAUGCUAGGUUCUGGAAGAUUGAAACUUGUAAUGCUGGCGUGACAUCAUUGUCAUUCCUUGAAUAAAUAGAAAACUACCGGCUCUGCAUUACCAAAAACGAAAGCACAUCCACUUUUGUCAUGGAAAAAUGUAGUUUCAUUCUCAUGUAGAAUUUUGUACGACAAAGCGCUAGCGCUUUUACAACAAACUUGUCGUGCCAGGCUGCAUUCGAGAAUCAUGCUUCAGUCAUCACAACCCACAGUUCAGCAUCAUAAGUUUCCAGACCCAAAAAAAUUUGUACUUGAUAAGCGAAAGCUGUUCGGCCGGCAUGAGCCCUCAGAGGAUUUUAAGAAUUGCGAGUUCGUGCGUGAACUGCCGGCGGAAAUGAAACGUCACAAGAAGAUGAACAAGAAUAGCGCUACGGAAGAUGAAACUACUAUCCUAUGUAAAAACGUCCCCACACCAUAGUUGUAUUGUAAAUCUGCAUGCCGAAAUUGUUUCUCGUGCGGAGCCCCAUGAGAAGCAUUUUCUAAUCGUGUUUUGCAAUUUGUCAUGCUCCAAUCAGCAUGAUGCACUACGUCUGUGAUGCUGCUGAGAUAGCUCAAACAGCAUUACGCUACGAGUCCAAGUUUGUCAUGCAAGACAGCCAAAACUUGUGGAUUUGUCUAGCCAAUCCCUCAUCUUGACUAUGGUGUGGGGACGUUUUUGCAUAGGAUAACUACUACGCAGCAGGAGAAAAAUAGAAGAAUUCUCGUCCGGUGGGAGCACGACAACGCCGAAGAGGUCCUGGCUGGUGAUAACGUAGUCAUCCGGCAGAAAAAGAAAAGACUGUGGGGUUACUUUCAGCCAGAAGAGAAGUGGAUAUCAAAUGUAAAAAUGUCUGGGUCUGGAAAAGUGGAACUUGUAAUGCGUGUCAUGCAUUCCUGGAAAAUCUGUGUUGCAUAAGCAGCAAAAGAGAAGCUUUCUUUGUCAUGCAAAAACGGAUUUGUCAUGCGUGCUAGGCAUCAGAAGGCCUCUCAAAAACUUGUCAUGCUUGGCUGCCAUUGGAAGCGCUUCAAUCAUGCGCCACCCAGCAUCACAAGUUUCCAGACCCAGACAUUUUUACAGUUGAUAGUGGAAGCCGUGCGACCACUUUGGGAUGGUGACCGAGGAGGAUGGCGCACAGCGUGUCCGCGUGAAAUGGAAGCACGACGAUUCGGUUUCGGUUCUUGCAUAUCAAAUGCAAAAAUGUCUGGGUCUGGAAGGCUGGAACUUGUGAUGCUAGCUUCGGACUCUGAGAAACUCUGUAUUGCAUGACCAGCAAGAGGAGUCUAGUUUGUGCUACGCGAGGAGGGCGUUUGUCAUGCGGAGUAGGCAUCAGGAAGCUCUCUAAAAAUCUGUGAUGCUAGGGCGUGCAUUACAGACGACGUCCUGGGUCAUGCAAAACAUGCAUGACAAGUCUCAGAGUCAGAAUCUUCCAGACCCAGACAUUUUUACAUUUGAUAUUGCAACCGACUGUGUCAAGCCACGGACGGGUGAUAAAAACGAAAUGCCGCCGGAGGAGAAAAAAGAAUUGGUCCUUCCCCGCUAGCACUUUGUCAUGCGGUUUAGACAAACAUACGAAGAUGCGAGAAACACUGCUCUGGGGUAUUGAACAACACCCUUCGUGAUUACAACUAAGCGUCCGGAUUUUGAUUUUGAGAUACCCAAGCAACAUGUCUCUGUAGAGGCUUCGUUUUGAGCUUCGAACUGCGCGACGCCGUUCUACUCACGAGUGGCAAUUGAAAAUAAACUGAUGCGGCGCCACCAUUGAUGAUUCAAUAUCAAUUUUUGCUUCUCUCGGCCAACUUUAUCAAGCAGCAGACAACGGUUCUUCUUUGUAUAUGUGUAU